UGCCUCGGUUGCAUCAAGCAAUCGGGGCCCCUGGUUGCUAUCAUGAUGAUCCAUCUCCGUAUGCCCAUGUGUCGACCGUACCUGAACCAGCGAGACAUUGAAGUCGAUGAUCCGAGCAAGGCAGCUAAUACACUCAGUACAACAAAGGAUAGGGUAGGUAUUCGUGACAGUAAGACAAAGGAGGGGGUAGGUAUUCGUGACAACAAUCUCGGCAACUCCGACAUAAUGCCACAGAUUAUAUUCAUCGUUCUUUGUAUCAGCUCACUCGUCAGUCUCGUGAUCUUUGUUCCUGGUUACGACCAUGGGAGCCAAAUACCGGCUUAUGUCCUUGAUGUUGUGCAUGAUCCCCAAACCGUAAAACAGAUUACCACUGUCCAAUUCAUGACAAUACACCAUGGCAUCUAACAGGGAGCGUAAGGCAAAACGCCAACGCAUGUUAGACUAUCACGAUUUCUAUAUUAAAGGCAAGGUGAAUCAAUGGGAUGAAGCUCAGCGCAGACCCAUCUUUAUAAGAUUG
Molecule: messenger RNA, 517 nt
Organism: Canariomyces notabilis
Lineage: Eukaryota; Fungi; Ascomycota; Sordariomycetes; Sordariales; Chaetomiaceae
Exons: 2
Coding region: 226-405 (59 amino acids)
Source: RefSeq, a predicted model, not a curated record